Messenger RNA from Symbiodinium sp. CCMP2456, 1149 nucleotides. The record is from the annotation of a GenBank genome assembly. NCBI's taxonomy places the organism in Eukaryota, Dinophyceae, Suessiales, Symbiodiniaceae.
GUCUUGCGAGCUGCGGCCAGUUCUGGAGGAUGGCAUCAUGUUGCUGCCGCCUGUGUUCCGGCGGUGCUUCAAACUUUACUGCUUCGGCUGGAGGAGCGAAUUUUCGUGGACCACUCUGAGCAAUUUGGCUUGGAGGAGACCUACUUGGAUAUCCUUCACGGUGUCCUUUCCGUAGGAGAGCCGGCGGCAGUCGCAGCAGAAACGUCGCGCUGGCCCCUCCACCGAGGGUGGAGUCGUGUUCAGGGGCUUCGCCGUGCACUGCGAAAUCUUGCAGCAACGGAGCAGGAGAGGUCUGUGGACUUCGUGCUGUGCUUUUGCAGUGUGGCACGCUCGCCAGGCGGAGGGUAUCCGGCAGUCGAGGACGAGCUGGGCUGGCUGUCCGAGCUCCUGUCACCGGAGGCGGACCUCUACCGAAACAGCACGCGCAUUUACGUCAAGGAGAAGUGCGGCGAUGCUGCGAUGCCUGGCGCGGAGGAGUCCUUGCGCGAAGCCUUGCUACCCUUUGCCAAGGUUGUCGAAGUGACACGAGUCGAUGAUGAGCUCCGUGCAGACGAUGCUACAGCCUAUCUCGAUCAUCUCGCUGGCCCAAACUACGACGACCUGGCUGCAUGGACGUUUUUUCUCCAUGCCGACGCUCCGGAGCAUGUGCAUCCCUUCCGUCUCCUGGAGGAGGUCCUGUCGGCCGUGCGGAGUGGCUUGUUAGAGCAGGACACUUUCCCAUUUCUCUACCUAAGCCACAACUUCCUAGACCUCGGAUCGUCUCUCCACACCUGGGACAACUUCGCCUCACCGAGGCUGUGGAAGCGGCUCUUCGGCAGUUCAAUAGCGCCUCCACGCGAGGCAGUCAAGGGCUACUGCUGCGUGCAGUUCCUGGUCCCACGGCGUCGUGCUCUUCUCCGGUCAAGGGCAUGGUAUGCCACUGCUUUGGCCUACUUCGCCUCAGAGGUUUCUUAUUUCGAGCUGUUUCCUUGGGGACGGCUGGUGACGUGGCAGGAUCUAACCUGCAGGGCCCCUGCGCAGCUGUGGAUGCCCUGGUGGCACGUGGUCUUUGGUGAGGAGCUCGCCUGCCCGGAGCGACAUCAGGAUCCCCGGCUGCCUCUCUUCGUGCAGCUGAGGAGCAUUCCACCCGAUCGGAUACAUUGCUGCUGA